This is a messenger RNA of Diaporthe batatas, 2081 nucleotides long. RefSeq lists its product as uncharacterized. Lineage: Eukaryota; Fungi; Ascomycota; Sordariomycetes; Diaporthales; Diaporthaceae. The transcript has 3 exons. The record is from RefSeq and is a predicted model, not a curated record. The coding region runs from base 98 to 1714 and encodes 538 amino acids. Gene Ontology annotation, molecular function: iron ion binding; monooxygenase activity; heme binding.
CGGUCCUUCGCCCGGGCAGUGAUCAAGGCUGGAGCUGAGAUAUCGAAGACAAACCACGCCGAGACCAGCCAAGUAAGAGGCGAACAAACGGACGACCAUGUUCCUCCUUGAGCUCCUCCCGGCUCUCCGGGAUCACCUGGCCACGAACCCAAUCCAGACUGUCCUCGCCGCACUCCUCCUCACCUUCAUCUCAUAUGUGGUCGUAAAUGAGGUCGUCCGCUAUCAGGCCCGUGUUCCGGGCAUGUCCGGCCCGCCCGGGCUGCCGCUCAUCGGGAACUUAUGGGCCGUCCGGUCCAAUGCCGCGGCGCAGUAUAAGGAGUGGUCGAAGCGGUAUGGCGAUGUGUACCAGGUGCAGAUGGGCAAUGUGCCCGUCGUGGUCGUGAACAGUGCCAAGGCCACGAAGCAUCUCUGGGUGGGCCAGAGUCAGGCGCUGAGUUCGAGGCCUGUGACUUACACGUUUCAUAAGGUGGCCUCCAGCACGGCUGGUCUGACCAUCGGCACCUCACCAUACGAUGACUCUUUGAAGCGCCGCAAGAAGGGCGUCGCCGUCGCCGUCAACCGGCCCGCCAUCGCAAGCUACGUGCCCUACCUCGACGUCGAGUCCCGAACCUUCGUGCGCGACCUUCUCGUGUACGGCGAAGCAGGCAAGAAGCCAAUCGACCCGCUGCCAUUCAUCCAGCGACUGUCCCUGAGCCUGGCGGUGACCAUCAACUGGGGUGUCCGCAUCCCGACGGUCGAGGACCCCAUGUUCCGCGAGAUCGUCGCCGUCGAGGAGGAGCUCAACCGCUUCCGCAGCACCACGGGCAACCUGCAGGACUACAUCCCCCUGAUGCGGCUCAACCCCAUCAACACGGCGAGCGCCCUGGCCCGCGAGAUGCGCGACCGCCGCGACGCCUACCUCCACCGCUUCAACUCGGACCUCAAGGCCAAGGUCGAGAAGGGCACCAACAAGCCGUGCAUCCAGGCCAACGUCAUCACGUACAAGGAGGCCGCCCUCAACGAGACGGAGCUGACGUCCAUCAGCCUCAGCAUGCUGGGCGGCGGCUUCGAGACCGUCAGCACGACCGUGCAGUGGAGCGUGGGCUACUUCGCGCAGCACCCCGAGGUCCAGGACAGGGCGUUCGCGGCCAUCAGGGAGUUCCAGGGCCUCAAGGCGCGCGAGAAGGGCGGCGACGACAGCGACGUCGACCCGCUCCCCGACGCGGCUGAUGAGCAAAAGUGUGCGUAUAUCAAUGCCCUCUCGCGCGAGGCGCUGCGGUACUUUACUGUUGUCCCGCUCAACCUCCCGCGAGAAAGCAUCCGUGAUGUUGAGUAUGAGGGUGUGCGCAUCCCCAAGGGCACGACGGUCUACAUGAAUGCGUGGGCGUGCAACUACGACCCAGAACUAUGGGAGGACCCCGAGGUGUUCCGGCCGGAGCGUUGGCUGGAGAAGCCGGACGCGCCGCUCUUCACCUUUGGGCUGGGGUACAGGAUGUGCGCGGGCCACCUGCUCGCCGCCAGGGAGGUGUACCUCAUCUUCAUGAGGCUGCUGGCCAGCUUCAGGCUCGAGCAGCCACCGGGGGUGAAGCGCGCCGACGUCGACCCGGCGAGCGGGUUCAAGAACCCGCGGGACCUCAUCAUGGCCCCGAACUCGUACGAGGUGCUGUGCGUGCCCAGGGACGAGACCAGGCUGAAGGCGGUGCUCGCUGAGGCUGAGGCUGAGGCAGAUAUUUAAGCAUGGGGUGAAAUGAAUAGGAAGAUGGCAGGUAGUGCCUGUUCUUCUGUACGGUGCCUCGUUGAGCUGGCAAGCCAGCCAGCUAUUCCAGAAUUAUUGCAGCCGGGCCGGAUACCGGAGAUUGUAGUCACUAGACAAGACGUUGGGGGCAGUCCACUUGUUGCAUCGAUCAUCGUUGUUCUAGCGCAUCCCUACUAGCAUGAAUUCAAAAUGUAGGUCCAGUCUCAUAAGACGGUCAUGGCUGGGGUUCGCUGUAAUAACUUCGUGGUAGGGGUACCUUGGUAUGUACGAAAAUUGGAACCUGGUGCCUGAUAGUGAAUCAGCAAGGAGGCCCGGGGGUUGGACGAACCAGACGAUUUUUUUUAGC